Tuber melanosporum (Perigord truffle) is the source of this 390-nucleotide messenger RNA. RefSeq lists its product as uncharacterized. Lineage: Eukaryota; Fungi; Ascomycota; Pezizomycetes; Pezizales; Tuberaceae. The record is from RefSeq and is a predicted model, not a curated record. The transcript has a single exon. Bases 120 to 266 code for a protein of 48 amino acids.
AUCCUUGGCUUGAGGAAUCGGUGGACUGAUAGAAAACAUAAAUCCAUGGUGCGAGGUGUCGUUGAUAUUAUGAUGAUGGAUUGAGUUGAAGUCAAAAUCCCUCGGUCCGGCUUGAGAGAAUGGAUAACUCCAGUGGCUAUGAAACUCGACGAUCGUGCUGUGAUACGCGAUUCAGAAUACGGUUCUGGCGGCAAGCAAGCGUGAACAUGGUAUCAGAAAGAAAACUCGAGUAUGCUCGAUAUGCGGUGCGCUCGCCAACAAGAUAACACACCCUAUCUUAACCUUAUCCGCCGUAUCUAUCCUAUGUGCAGUACUGUGCUCGUACUAUAUAUCUCGCAAUACCCAAAAAAUAGAGAAAUAUAGAAAUGAAUAAUUUAUAUUUAUAUCGCA